AUGAACACUCUAAAUAAUGACAGCAUUCUGCAGGAUUAUAAAAAACCUGCCGAAGACUUAAAAAAAUAUACAAAUCCAGUGUUUAGGUUGAACUUGAAGAAGGGUAUUAGAAAUUGCAAAAAAAUUAAUUCUGCUAAUCGAAUAAGCAAAGAUGACUCAUUAUAUAAUGUCAGAUACGAUGAAAAUAAAAUUUUUUCAAAUACUAACGACUUUGAUGUGAAUUUAUGCUCGACAGACACGACAGUUAUAUGCAAUUCAAAAACUCAUCAUAGUAACUUCAGUAGCCAUAGAACCCAAUGUAAGAACAAUAAUUGUACAACAGAUAAGGGAAUGAAUAAAUUAGCAAAAGACAAACAAAAAAUUAACAUUUUCAGCUUGAAUGAAGAUAAUUUAUAUAUAAAAAGCAGUUUUUUAAAGAAUAAUGGAGCAGUCAAAUAUGGGAUCAAUUUAAAUAAAUCUCUCGAUAAAAUAAGUAAGAUAAGAGUUAUGCAAAAGUUUAGAAGAAACAUUCACAUCCACAGCAAUGAAAAAAUGCGCCAUAGAAAUAUAUCCCUAGAACAUCCUAGCCUUUUUGAUAAAUACACUACAGGUAUCACUAAUUAUAGCACUACGAAAAAUAACAACAAUGUCAAACUAAACAAAUUUCAUUACAACAAAUUAGGAAGUGCAAAUAAACAUGAUACAGCAUUAAGGGUAGAUAAAGUAAAUGCAAACUCUUCUAAAAGUAAUUUAUAUGAUGAUGUCCCCAAAAAUAUAUAUAAAAAUUAUAUAAAUGAUAUAUUGAAAGGUAAUGAAAACACAAAUUUUAAUUUUCUUAAAAGUAAUAAAAUUAAAAACAGACAAAACGUAAUUCCCAAUACUACAAAUUAUGUGGAUACAAAACACAAAAACAAAUUAGACGAGAAAACAAAAUUCUUAUUUAACUUCUCUCAUGUUAAUAAUCCUGAAAACUCUAAAAAGAUAAGUAACAUUCAUUCGAAUAGUAAUUCUGAUUAUGACAAAGGCAAUUAUGACAAAAUAAUAAAAAAAAAAAUUCUAAACCUGACUUCUAACAGUCCGGUAUUCAAAAAGAGAAAUUUUUUAACAAAAAGCAAAUUAAUCAUUGAAAUGAAUAAAGAAAAGAAUUAUCUUAACAUUUCACAACAUUUAAGCAACUACAUACAGGAUGAAAGAAACAAGAAAAAUGAAUACAACAUAACUGAAAUUACAGAAAGAAACCAUAUGAUAAAUCAAAAUAAAAGUACCAAUUCCACGGAUUCCAUUUUGUAUUUCACGAAUGAAUAUAAAGAAAAAAAACAGUGUCUUCAAAGUUCGCAUAAAUUUAGUGAGUUCCUAAAGAACAAUCCUAAGGAAAAUAUAAAGCAGCAUAUCAACAAUUUCAACUUAAGACACUCAUUUGAUAUUAGCAGAAACAGUAACCUACGUAUAAAUAAUGUAUACACAAAAAAUAAUUAUUUUAAAAAAAAAGUGCAAAAUAAAAACACGAAAUUAAAAAUGUACGAAAAUUUCCUAGACUUUGAAAAGGAAUUAAACCGUAAAAGGAGCGUAGAAAAUUCUUUAAAAAAAAUCAAUGAAAAAAAAGUAAUGGUAUUUUCUGAAAACAAUUGUAAACAAGAACAUAAUUCACAUCCUCUAAUUGAAAAAAAAAAGAAUAAUGUAAAACACACACUUAAAAACAUGUUCGAAAAAACUGAUGUUGUGCAAGAUGUGUUAUUGAACAAAUGUACCAGCAGUAACAAAAAACAAGAAGUAAAUAAGGGUAAUACAUAUGUAAUAAAUAUCCCAAUGAAUUUUAAAUUAAAAAAAGGAAAUGUUAAAUGUCAUAAAAAAAAUACUGAAUACACAUCUAUUGAAAGAGAACAAAGCUACAAAAACCCACUAUUAACUAACCACUAUAAUAAUAUCAAAAAUAUAGAGAACAAAAAAAAGCACAAUCAUCCAAAUUCUAAUAAUAAAUCAGAAAUAUUUGAUAAAAAUGAAUUUCUCGAUUCCUUCUUGAAAAAGGAGAUUAAUGAUGAUAAAAAUAUGCAAGUUGAAAAUUUAUUUAAUUCAUAUAUAGGCAAAACCAUGAACGAGGAACCAUGUGAAUAUAACAGACAGGCAUGUGUUGAAAAAUUAGACCGAAAAAUUAAUACUUCAUAUGAUAAAGGAUGUGUUAAAUUACAAUCCUGUAAAAAUCAUACGUACAAUAAAAAGCAUGACGACGUUGAUUCAAGAUCCCAUUUGAGUACCAAUAUGGAUGUGUAUAACAAAAGUGUUUGUGUGAGCGAACAACUGAAUAGACAAAUGGAAGAAUUAAAAACACAAAAUGAUAUUGGAGUUAAUGAAGACCAAGUUUCUCAAAUAUUAACAAAUUGUACUCAAAAUUUUAGCAGUAAUGAGGAUAAUAACGAACACAACAAAAAUAUUAAUGUAAAAAUCGGUUGCGAUGUCGGUACAAAUACACUUCAAAUAUAUGAUUCGUACAAAGUGCAUGACAAGGAAAGUAUAGAUCAACAAAUCCUUAAUCAAACUAUUUUUGAACAACACAUAAAGGAAGAAGAAUGCUUUAAUAGCAAAAAUGAAAUAUGUAAAAGUAUUAGCAAAAAAGAACAAUUCAAUUUGCCCCUUAAUUGGGAAUGUUUUAAAGAUAUAUUUAACAGUGACACAAAUAAUGAUACCAUUUUAAAAAACUUUGUACAAAAUGAUACCCCUAAAUUAGCUUCAUUAAACGGAUUAAGUGAAAUUCAAAAUGAUAGCAUAAAUGAAAAUACAAUAAAUAAAUCUUUUCAUGAGGAAAAUAAUAAUGAAACACAAGUUAACGAAUGUGACAUACAUUCUAGUGAUAACGAUAAAGGGAAAUGUACAGAAAUAAAAUGUAAUGCCACACAAAAUGAGUCGAAUUAUGGGGAAAAUAAAUAUUCCAAUACAAAAAACGAAAACAUAAAUAAGGAUGAAAAAGGGAGAAAGGUAUAUGAACAAUGUGAUGAGAAAAUUAUCAAAAAGGAACAAGAAAAAAAGGAUGAAUACUUAGAAAGGGAAUAUUUCUCAAACAUUUCAGAAAAUAAAAGUAGUACACACGAAUGUGAAAAAGAAAAAGAUAAAAUGGACAGCGAUGAAAUAAUAAGUGACAUUAAUGCUAUAACAUUAGACAAAAAAAAUGAACACAAUUCCUUAUCUAACAAUAGUAAUUCUGAACUCUUUAAUGCUUCCAUGCACGAUGAUGGAAAAAAUAUAGGAGAUGAUACAAACAUUAAAGAGCAAAAUAGGACGAACGAAACUGAGUUAUUAAAUAAUGAAAAAAAAAUAGAAAAUGAAGAACUAAAUAUAAAAAGUAUUCUUUCCCUCUUCGAAAUAGGAAACGAUAAUACAAAAGAUAUCGUAAAUAAGGAAAAGGAAAAGGAAAGCACGCCUCAAAAUGGUUGUAGCACAAUUAGGAAGGACUCUGAAAGUGCCAAUAGCAACAAUGAUUCUUCAAAUAAUCAUAACAAUCCGGAGCAAAAGUGUUACGUGUUACAGGGAGCAAUACAUAUGAAUAAUCAUGAAAAAAGAGAAGACGAAAUUUUUAUGUACAAACAAAACAACCAAAUGCAAUCAGAAAGCAAAAAGGAGGGACAAAUUGAUGACACCACUAAUAAUGUAAAUAUACUAAAUGGUGACACCACUAAUAAUACAAGCACACAAAAUGAUGACACAACUAAUAAUGUAAAUAUACAAAAUAAUGACACAACUAAUAAUGUAAAUAUACAAAAUGAUGACACAACUAAUAAUGUAAAUAUACAAAAUAAUGACACAACUAAUAAUGUAAAUAUACAAAAUAAUGACACAACUAAUAAUGUAAAUAUACAAAAUAAUGACAGCACUAAUAAUACAAGCACACAAAAUAAUGACACAACUAAUAAUGUAAAUAUACAAAAUAAUGACACCACUAAAAAUACAAACACACAAAAUGAUGACAACACAAAUUAUGAGUAUACGAAUGAUCCUAAUCGAGAUGAAAAAGUACAAGUAGUCCAUAAUGUACACGAUAGAAAAACACUAAACAAAGAACUUUCUUAUGAAGAUAAGGAAUAUGAAAAACAUAAUAUAUAUGAUAAAAAAGGAGAAAUGGUUUCAGAAAAAUAUGACAAAAACGUCCUAUCCAUUGCCCAACAGGAGGAUGAUAAGAAUGAUAAAAUUCAUUCCAUAAAAAACAAUAAAAACAACAACUCUGAGUCCAUAAGUGAAGAUUAUGAUACAUUCCGUGACCAAGAUAAUGGAGUAUUUCAUCAUAUGGAGGACAGUAAAAAUGAUCAUAUUGAAGCAAAUAUUGACACAAAGGACAUUAUUAAUUUUAAUGAAACGUUAAAGAAUGAGGAUUUGAAAGAAAAUAAUAUUCAAUUAGGAAUUAUAAUUUCGGAAAAUGAUUCCAAUAAGCCUUUCCACAAUUUAAAAAACUCUUACAAUAACAAUGACAUUUUAACACAUAUUAUGGAAACAUCAGAAUUAACUCAAAAUAUAAAUAAAAAGAAUGAACUGGAAAAGGAAAAAGAACAAUUUGAUAAAGAAGCAGAAUACUCUUUUUUUCAACGUUUUAGCACACAUAAAUUACAAUCUAAUGGUUUUGAAAAAGGAGUGCUACCCGACAACAAUCAUUUGAAGGAUGUACAGAAAAGGGGAGACAACUUUAACAAAAAAAUUUUACGCACAGAAUUAAACCAAAAUAAAAAAUAUGAGAUAAUAAAAGGUUUUAGUUCUCAAUGUGUGGAAAUAAACAAACACAAUUUAUUUAAACAUUUAAAUAUCAGUGAAGACAGAUUACACUAUAUUAACUCUAUCUAUGAUUCUUUUGAUUAUUAUAACAGAACAGAUGAAAAAAAAUGGAAAAAUGUACAUGAAAAUGAAAUUAACAUAGGUGUAAAUAAAAGCAUUGAAAAAAAUAAGGCAAAAGGUGAGGAAAAUCAUUCAUCAAAAAAUGAUAUGUGUAAAACACAUUUUGAAGAAAAUCCAAAACCAGCGUUUAAUCUAGAUUUAAAUGAAAAGGAAGGCACUAAAAAUGCAUGUCCAGAUAUAACCAUCUUUGAGAAAAAGGAAACAAUUCAUCAGAACAAAAGUAAUACUCUUAGAACAACAAAUAUUAUUGAUGAUAUGAUACAUGAAAAAAUAGGUAACGAAAUAGAAAGUAAUAAGCAUAGUGAAUCGAUUACUUUGUGCGAAAAAUCCAGCUACACUUUCAACCAUAAUACUGAUCAAAAUUCCUCCGAUGAUAUAGUGAAAGUAGUGAAUGAAAAAAAUAUCCAAACAGAAAACAAGUAUUCACAACCCUCUAAUGAAAAUGAUGAAAGGGAUAAUGACUGUAAUAAUGAUUACAACCUUGAUUAUUAUGAUGAGGAAGCAGAGGAGGAAAAUAUUUGCUACGAAGACAUUAAAAGAAAUGUAUGGCUACAAAAUGCAAAUCUUCAUAAAAAUAGAAUUCAACACAUUCAGACGGAGUCAUUUAAGUGCAUUCUUCUAUUUUGCUAUUUGCACAAAAUAAAAUAUUUUCAAGGCAUGCAUGAUAUGAUCAUAAGUCUAUUUUAUUUAAAUUUACAACCACACGAAAUUCUCUGCGUUUUUGAAAAAAUAUUACAUUAUUAUGCCCCAUAUUUGUAUUUACAAAAUAGUUAUAACUAUAGAUCCACAUUAACCAAUGUAAUCCUUGAAAAGGAAACAAUCAACUCUGUUAUAUCAGAUAUAACUAUGCAAAUAUGUAAUUAUAAUGGAAAAUUAUUUCGUCUAUUGUUUCAAUUUUUUUUCCCACACAUUAGUCAUUACUUCGAUAUAACAAUCAAUGACACAUGGCCAUCUUUUUUUUUCGUUAAUCUAAACUUUAGUAAAUUCAAUAAUGUGUCAUGCUUGUUAUAUAUAUGGAUGAGAUUAAUUGAAAUAAAAAAUGAAAUGAAUGGGGUAACUUGUGAUUUUAUUCUUUUUUUAUUAUCCUUCUUUAUGCACAAAUUAGAAAUCGCGAAGAAAAAAUUUUAUGAAAAAACAGAUGAAUAUUGUACUAUGAAUAGAAAUUACACAUGCAUACCACCCAGCGAAGAGGUUCAAAGGGGAGAGACGUAUACAGCAGAACAAUUAGUAAAAUAUACUCAUCCUCUAGCAAAUCAGGUGCAGAUAAUUACACCGAAUGUAGAAAAAAAUUAUCAUAUGAAUGAAGAAAAAAUGCAUGCAACGCAGAACCAAGGAAACAAAGACGUGGACAACGAAAAUGUUUGUGUAAAAAAAUCAUGCACAGAAACCAAAAAAGAAUCUCAAGAACAAAUAAAUGGAAUUUGUGGAAAUGAAAAAGAGCAGACAAAGCGUCAAAAUAACGAAAUUAAAGAAAUACAUGAAGAAGAGGAAGAAAAAAAAAAAAAAAAAAAACAGACUUUUAGAAAAAAAAAAUUAUCCAUGUAUUGCACAGAAAUGUUUUCCCUAUUUUUUGAAUUUAGUUCAUCCUUUGAUGAACAUUUUGGUGAUAGGUACAAAACACACAUAGAUGAAAUCAUGAUGAAUAUAUCAAAAAUUAAACAGUUCGUUCCUGUAAGCUUUUUAGAUUUUAUAGUGAAUUAUAAUUCUGCAUACCAAAAAAAGGAUCACUUGGAAAACCCUGAAAGAUGCAACGAAAACGGAUGUCUAUCAAAUGAUUUAGCAAAACAAGUACAUGAUAAUUUAUGUUUACGUAUAAAAUUGUCCGAUUUGUUAUUUAUUCAUAAUACUAAAAAGUGUUAUCAAUUUAUUUUCUUCCGAUUAGUAAAACAUCAAAUAAUUUUAAGCAAGUUGAAGUUUAUUAAUUCGGCCAGCUUAGUCAUAGAAGAUUUUUCAUAUUUUAAAAAUGUAGACGAUUUCUUGAAUUAUAAGAAAAAACUGAAACAUUUUCAUUGUAACAAUAAAAAAGUACUAUACAUCAUGAUCCAAUACAAAGAUGAAAAUGAUACACAAUUGAAUGAUAGGGAUAUGAAACAGAAUAUUAACAAUGUGAAUGGAAGCAAGGAAAAAAUUUCAGGUAAUGAUGAAAAUAUAAAUAAAAAAAAGUGCUUGAACAAAGUUUUUUUCAAAAGAAAUAAUAAAGAAUAUAAUACUGGCAAUGAAAAUACAUGUGAAUCUCAACUAUAUAACAUUCAUGUGAAUAACUUCAUAACAACCUUAAUAAAGAAUAAUUUUAAGCGCUUAACUAUACUAGAUGAGCAUUCAGACAUUGUCCACAUAAGCAAUGAGAAGAAUAUAGCUGAAGAAGAAUUAAACGGUGAUAACUUACCAUUAAAAGAAAAGAGUUUUCUAUUUCAAAUGUUCGAUAAAGUCAAAAAUAAGAUAUACGAAAAUAUUGGAAAAGAUAAUGAGGUUAAUAAAAAUACAUCUCUAAAAAUUGAUUCUAUUCAAAAUAAAAAUUUAAAGUUAGCUUUAAAAGAAUAUAAUUUUAAAAUGUUCAGCGAUAGAAAGAUAAAAAAAAAAAUAAAUUGCAAGAAUAAAAAAAUAUUUGUGUAUUCAAAAAAUAUUAUGAGAAAAAGAAAAAAUCAAAAAUCAAGAAAUAAACUAGUAAAUGAAGCUCAAAUUUUAUCAUCAGGACAGCUACGAAAAAAAACAGACACAAGGGUUUCUUUUUCUAUUGUGGAUUAUGAUGAACAUAAUGUAACAAGUGGUUCAUUAAAUAAUUUGAGAAGUAAAAAUAGAACCAACCUUAACUAUAGCAUAUAUGAAAAAUGGCAACUUAAUCACGUCAUUAAUAAUCCAUGUAUGAGGAACAGUUUUGUACUUAAAAAAGGUACACAGCAAAAGCACAAGAAAAAGAUCCUUGGAAUUUCAAAAAAAAGAGAAAUAAAUUUAGUGAAAAGCAAAAUAUACAAUAGUAUAUUGCCUCUACACAAUAAAAUUAAUGAAUCUAAUAAAAGUAGCACAAAAGUACAUACAUUCAAAAAUAAUUAUAACAAAAAAAAAAAAACUAUCUUUAUAAAUAAGCAACAAAUUGAUGAGUACAUUAACGAAAGAGAAAGGAAAACUAUACAUAAAGGGGAAAAAAUGAACUUUUUGGAGUUUCAAGAGAGAUUAUUGAAUGAUUUGCUCUCAGAAACAGUAUCAAAAAAGAUAGACAAGGUCUUAUGA
Molecule: messenger RNA, 8079 nt
Organism: Plasmodium gonderi
Lineage: Eukaryota; Apicomplexa; Aconoidasida; Haemosporida; Plasmodiidae
Exons: 1
Coding region: 1-8079 (2692 amino acids)
Source: RefSeq, a predicted model, not a curated record